Molecule: messenger RNA, 816 nt
Organism: Clonostachys solani
Lineage: Eukaryota; Fungi; Ascomycota; Sordariomycetes; Hypocreales; Bionectriaceae
Source: the annotation of a GenBank genome assembly
AUGGCACCCGUCCGUCGAUAUCUCCGAAUAACCAAGUACACUGUUUUAGAAUGUCGAAUAUACCUUGACAAUCCAUCUCUGGUGCACUCCUGGCUCCUGAACCCUCGCGAUCCCGUCCUACCUCGAGUCAUCGAAAGCGUCCGACCAUGGGUAUUACCCAAGCUGCGUGAAGAGAGAGAACGAAGCAAGAAGAAAUCAACGAAGAAGAAGGCAAUAAAAGAUUUCGUAGUUGGAGAUGGGUUUGAGGUGUCGUUAUUUCUGACCGAAACCAACACGCGACACUCCGUCCUAAAGAAACACAAGCAUUUCCACGACCGAAAUGCGCCGAAGCUACAGUCCAAUGCAAACAAGCUGAUUGGGGAGACAAAUGAGAACCCUGUUGAUCUCAAUUUGGAUGAGGAGUUCCAACCAAUUCUUCAGGAAGAUGACGAUGAAAGUGCGGUCAACCUCGACAGUAUCCCCCUGCCCCCAACAUCCAGUAGGACACGCUCGAAGCGACAUAGAAUCGUCACAGAUGGCGACGAUGAUCAGCUUGAACCCCUAGAAGUGGAGGAACCCAUCUCGGUGAUCGACAGCGAUUCUGAUACAGAUCAACCCCCCCAAAAGCGCCACAGAGGGGCGCAACCGGGCAAGGAAGCUGAGACCGAGGAUGAUGAUAAGAAAAAGAUGGCCAUGGAUGUUACGUACGAAGGCUUCGCAAUCUACGGCCGCGUGCUCUGUCUCGUGUCUAUGAGCUUUUCCUUGAUUAUGGAUAUCGCGAAACCAAAACUCGAGGAGGAACCUAUGCUCCGUGCUGGACUGGGCCUGCAGGGCUAG